UAUUGACAAAUAAACAUAAUAUGUUUGAAAUGAAAACUGAUAAGUGAUUAAUAACAUAAUAUAAACAAAAGCGAACCAUAAUGGGAGAUUUGAAGGCAACCACAAUAAAGGACGCGAUAAAAAAGUGGGAAGAUGACAACAAGGAAUCAGCAACAGAAGCCAAAUCGAUCGGUCUGCAAUUUCAGUGGCCACCCAUUGAAAAAAUGGACAGUAGCUUGUCGGUUUUAGUUAACUGCGAAAAAUUAUCACUGAGUACGAACAUGAUUGAGAAAAUAAACGGGUUAUCGGCUCUGCGAAAUCUAAAAAUUCUAUCCCUCGGCCGCAACUACAUUAAGGCUUUCACCGGAUUAGAAUCGUUGGCUGACACAUUGGAAGAACUGUGGAUAUCGUAUAACUUCAUAGAGAAAAUGAAAGGCAUUUUAGGCAUGCGCAAGCUUAAAGUCCUGUACAUGUCCAACAAUAGCGUCAAAGAAUGGGCCGAAGUAAAUAAACUUGCCGAAAUGGAAAGCCUUCAAGACUUGUUAUUUGUCGGAAAUCCUCUUUUUGAAGCAUUAGACGAAAGCGUAUGGCGCAGUGAAUGUAUUAGAAAGCUCCCUAAAUUAGUCAUAUUAGACGGUUUACCAGUAAUAAGAGAAUGAAUCACUUAGAAAAAAAAAAUCAAAAAGAAUCUCAAUUUUCAACUGGAUCCAUUGAAACGCAAGCUAAUGAACCAUGUAACUAAAAAGUUAAAAACUACAACGAGGUAAUAAUAAUGAUAAAAAUUGUCAACGACUUAAAUUAUUGAAAAUGUGCUAGCAGUUGUAAAAAAUACACAGACAUCAUGUUUUUAUUAAUAUCAAAA
Molecule: messenger RNA, 841 nt
Organism: Adelges cooleyi (spruce gall adelgid)
Lineage: Eukaryota; Metazoa; Arthropoda; Insecta; Hemiptera; Adelgidae
Product: dynein axonemal light chain 1-like
Exons: 4
Coding region: 81-638 (185 amino acids)
Cellular component (GO): cytoplasm
Molecular function (GO): protein kinase binding
Source: RefSeq, a predicted model, not a curated record